AUGUACCACUCACUGAUCCUUUCAUUUUCUCUCGUCCCCAUCUUGGGACUGGCUUUGCCGACAACAGUGCCAUCGACAGGCACGGACACAGCGCCGACGGACAGCAUCGUGUCCCUGAGCACGCAGCAAGCACCCAAAAUAAACAGUCUCUCCAACAUAACAAACCAAUUUGACACAAUCAACUACUUCCCCGACCCGGAGGUCAGCUGCUCGGGGAGGCACCUCUACGAUGAGACCAGCAGCUGGAGUGCAGACUUGACGGCGGCAGUCACCAGCACGACGAAAGACGGGAUAUUCGGGAGCUGUGAUGCGGGAUCAGAAGUUGACGGCAGUGGUAAUCUAGCAUGGAAGAGUGGGAAAGUCCAAGUAUAUUAUUGCAAUCAUGGCUUUACGCCCAACCCAUGCAGUGUCAACGAGUACUGGAGGGCAGACGAUCUCAUUAAUGCCAAAUGCGGCCCAGAUGGAGGGGGUUGGGUAAAAGUGAGUGGUUUCAACCUUUUCUGUACACAUGAGAGGCUCUAUGCGCUUUGGCUAACCGACACACAAUCUAGAUACCCGAUUGGGGCAAGACUAUCGGUCGUGAUCCCACAAAAUCGGACGGGAGCUUCAGAUCAGAAUGCGGAGCAAGUCUGCAUGGUGUUAAGGCGAACGUGGUUUCAAAUUCUACGAGAACUUAAUCUCUCUUACUAA
This is a messenger RNA of Diaporthe batatas, 690 nucleotides long. RefSeq lists its product as uncharacterized. The record is from RefSeq and is a predicted model, not a curated record. The coding region runs from base 1 to 690 and encodes 229 amino acids. NCBI's taxonomy places the organism in Eukaryota, Fungi, Ascomycota, Sordariomycetes, Diaporthales, Diaporthaceae. The transcript has 2 exons.